Molecule: messenger RNA, 10645 nt
Organism: Melanotaenia boesemani (Boeseman's rainbowfish)
Lineage: Eukaryota; Metazoa; Chordata; Actinopteri; Atheriniformes; Melanotaeniidae
Gene: agrn
Product: agrin
Exons: 37
Coding region: 1986-7877 (1963 amino acids)
Biological process (GO): multicellular organism development; receptor clustering; central nervous system development
Molecular function (GO): serine-type endopeptidase inhibitor activity; calcium ion binding; laminin binding
Source: RefSeq, a predicted model, not a curated record
GCUGAGGGCUGAGAGAGGAGCGCUCCUCUGGAGGAGAGUAUUUGGGCAACCUGUGACAUGUCACUGCAGAUUUCUCCAAAAAAAGAAAAAAAAAGGUGGACCAAAGUGUCAGGAUCUGCUUUUCUUUUUGCUCUUCGUCUCUCUCGUUUACUUGCCGUCUCUCUCUGUCUGUCCGCUGACUUCUCUCAUUGACUCACUCCUCUCCGCUUCAGCUGACUGAGUGCGCUGACACCGGGACCACUACCUGCUGCCUGGGGAUUAAGCACGCUAUGAAUACCCGCCGCCUAAUUUGUUGUUUUGGCAGCCGGUGAAUGUUGGAUCUACACGGAGAAGAAGCAAGAGCUAAAAUCCUUGUGACCGGGACACUGGGACCACCUCAAUACUAAGACAUCCAAGUGAAAAAGGGACUGGAUACUUGAGAUGGCAAACAGGAGAAUGAAUGAAAAAACAGAGAAAGCUCUUUUCUGAGAAGGAAACCUGCAGUAAAUCAUCUUAAUUCUUCUGAGUCAGAGCGCAUUAUUUCAAGGCAAUCUUUUUUGUGAGCAGCUGAUAAAAGGGAAUAAAACUCAACAAAUCUUUGCCUCGAGCAUCUUGGUUGAUUUCUGAUUGCACAGAGUUCUUUCUUUUCUUCUUUCUUUGAGUUUAUUCAUUCUUUGUAUUUUUCUGCACAUCUGUAGCUGCCUGCCAGAGAAGAUAGCUGUGGACUGACAGGUCGAGUGGGGAUCCCAAUUGUUAGUCUCUAACUUUUUGCCCCCUCUUUGCUACUUCCUUUGACCUGCUUUUGGCCCCCAGCGUACCAGUGGGUUUAGAGGGUGGGGGUAGUUGUUCACCCCCUCGAUGACACAGGCUGGGAAUAAAGGGUAUUGAACCACGGAUGAGUGACAGAUACGCAGGAGAGACGGGCAAGAAAAACAAACCGUCUCCGCGAUCCUGGGAGCAUGUGGUUUACAGGGGGGCGUUCGGCUGCUUUCCAGCCAUCCUUCUAAUCACGCUUCAGCAGAUAUGAGUUGCUUCAGUUAAUAUAUCCAGUUUGGAAGGAUUUUAACCAUAAACCAAAGAAGAUAGUCCUUUUGGAUACAAAGAGUUGUGUUCAGUUAAAGGAGAGUCACUGGGAAAAAUCAUUGCUAAGGAGAGGAAAAGCCACAGGGAAGCUGAAACAACAGCAAAGCCAUCACUUCUUCUUCAAAUACUUCUGACACAUGUUUUCUCUGAACACCGGACCUUGGCUGAGUCUGGGAGGCUUUUGACAUGAGAAGUUAGGGGUGCUACAGGAGCCGGCAUCCCCCUGACCUCUUCCACAUUCAACUAAUUACGUCAGGGUCACUGGGAGGAAAAGAGCGGAUUCCUUGUGUGGAUUUACUGUUGUUCUGCUGUGGAAGAUUUUCUUGUGGAUAUCUGACAAUCCAAAACACCCACGUCAUACACACACAUUUCUAGCGUUGGUGCAUUUCACGCACAUAUAUGCCAAAAAUGCUCUAAUACACAUCAUCAAACACAUUAUCACCACCCACUUAAAUCCACACAUGUAAGUAUAUAGCACUUCGUAAUAUACAGACAAACAUACUUGCACAUUAAAUUCCAACUAGUUUGUCUUUUUCCCAGUGGGGAUAUAAGAAUGGAGAUCACGCGGACAGGUGGGGGGCUCUAGGAGUCCAGCAUCCCUGUCCACUUGCCUGUCCUUUCCCCAAAUGGAUGUGAUUAUCUCUAAAAAUGUGCUGCUCGCAAACCGUUGAAAGCUUUCUGCUGCGAUUCUCUGACAGAAACAGUCACCGGGUUCCCACCACGGUGCACAGCUGGAACCACAGCUGAAAAAGCCACCAUUACUCAUCUUUUUUGUUUUUGCGUUCUAUUUCUUUGUUAUCUCCAUCGGUAGCUCUCACCCCACCGCCAUCAUUUUUUCCAACGGGUCUUUGGGCACCCCUCGGCACGCUCCUCGUCCCAUCAUCUCCUCCACACUGGAGGGGAGGGGGUCACUGGAGUGGAGCAUGAGCGGGUGCCACUAUCCCUCACCACCGGCACCGGAGCGGGAACGCAGGUACCAGCACAAAGUGUCACUGGUGGUGCGCUACUUCAUGAUCCCCUGCAACAUCUGUCUGAUCCUGCUGGCCACGUCUACUCUGGGCUUCGCCGUGCUGCUGUUCCUCAACAACUACAAACCACAUCACUUCACUCCGGCCCAACCUCCUGAUGGCUGUAGAGGGAUGCUGUGCGGUUUUGGCGCUACAUGCGAGCGGGACCAAGCUGACCCAGCUAAGGCCGAGUGUGUUUGCAAGAGAGUGGAGUGUCCAUCCUUGGUGGCUCCGGUUUGUGGCUCGGAUUCAUCCACCUACUCCAAUGAGUGUGAGCUGGAGAAAGCCCAGUGCAACACCCAGCGGCGCAUCAAGGUGCUGCGCAAGGGACCCUGCGCUCUGAAGGACCCCUGCACCGAGGUGACUUGCAGCUACGGCAGCACCUGUGUCCAAUCAUCAGAUGGGUUGUCAGCGAAAUGCAUGUGCCCCCUUAGCUGUAAUGGCAAGCCAGAUCAGAUGGUGUGUGGCAGCGAUGGAAAUGACUACCGUAAUGAGUGUGAGCUCCAUCGCUACGCCUGCAAGAACCAGAAGAAUCUACGUGUGCAAUAUCAGGGGCGCUGUGACCCAUGUAAAAACAGUGAGAACAGCCUGAUGUGUAAAGUGGAGGCUCUCACCCGCCGGCCCUUAACCUUUGGUGCGCCAGAGUCUUGCCCCCCAGGUAAUGUGAGUCUGUGUGCCAGCGAUGGCCAGACUUAUCCCAGCGAGUGCGCCAUGACAGCGACGGGCAUUCAGAAAGGCAUCAAGCUCAGGAAGAUCUACACGGGACAGUGCAUAGGGUCAGGGGAGUGCAAAGAGUGUCUAUUCAACGCUGUGUGCCUGGUGGAACCGCUGAGCUCUCACUGCUCCUGUGAUCCCAUCGAGUGUGAUGGCACCUACAAGCCUUUGUGCGGCAAAGACGGCCGCACCUACAACAACGACUGUUUGCGCCGCAAGGCGGAGUGUCUGAGCAAGAGCCUCAUCCCGGUCAAGCGCUCGGGGCCCUGUGAUCUCGACAUACCAAGCCCUUGCUCGAAUAAGGCAUGCAACCAUGGGGCCGUGUGCGUGGUCAAGAACAACGAGCCGGUGUGCGAGUGCCCUGAGGUCUGCCCGCCAACAACCGACCACGUGUGUGGAUCCGAUGGCCGCAGCUACACCAGCCCCUGUGAGAUGCGAGCAAUAAGCUGUGCUCUGCAGAAGGCCAUCCACAUCAAACACAGAGGACCAUGCGAUGAAGCUUGUGCCAACUGCUCUUUUGGGGCGAUCUGCGAUGCCCAGACCGGACAGUGUGUGUGUCCGUCGGAGUGUGUGGAGUCCCACCAGCCUGUGUGUGGCAGCGAUGGCAUCACAUACAGCAGCGAGUGUGAGCUGCAUGUGCGGGCCUGCAGGGAACAGAUGGACUUGCGGGUGGUCAGUCAGGGAGAGUGCAAAACAUGUGGCAACAAAAUAUGUACCUGGGGCGCCUGGUGUGUCCAGAAUAAGUGUGAGUGCCCACAGUGCUCAGGCGAGGCCCUCUUCUCAGUGUGUGGAAGCGAUGGCGAUACCUAUGAUAAUGAGUGUGAACUCCUCAGGUCCUCCUGCAUACAGGAGCGGCGAAUUGAUGUGGUGAAGCCCGGCAGCUGUGAUGAAGAUUGUGGCUCGGGCGGGUCAGGGUCAGGAACAGAGAGCUGCGAACAGAGUCGCUGUCGCAAGUUUGGAGGGCUUUGGGAUGAGGACAUGGAGGAUGAGCCUUGUGUCUGCGAAUACAACUGUGGAAAUGUGCCAUCCAGCCCGGUUUGUGGCACAGAUGGAAAGACCUACAAGAACGACUGUGAGCUCAAAAGAACAAGAUGUGAAAACAAAGAGAGCUUGUCUGUUCAGUAUCACGGACCCUGUGCAGCUGUAUCUCCGACGGAGCUGACAGCACCCCAGCACUGCGGUGUGUCUUUGUACGGCUGCUGCUCUGACAAUGUAACAGCAGCCUUAGGAGUCGGACAGGCUGGAUGUCCCAGUGUCUGUCAGUGUAAUGUCUAUGGCUCCUAUAAGGGCACAUGUGACCCGGCCACAGGGCAGUGUUCUUGUAAGCCCGGUGUUGGGGGACAGAAGUGUGACAGAUGCGAGCCGGGCUUCUGGAACUUCCGCGGCAUCGUGACAGAGAACAUGAGCGGCUGCACACCAUGCAGCUGCGAUCCCGUGGGCUCGGUCCGGGAUGAUUGUGAGCAGAUGUCGGGUCUGUGCUCCUGCAAGAUGGGAGUGAAGGGCAUGAAGUGCAAUGUGUGCCCAGAUGGAAGCAAGAUGGGAAUGAAUGGCUGUGACAAUGGACCUGAAGCACCAAAAUCAUGCGAAGAGUUGGUGUGCAAUUAUGGAGCUACUUGCAUUGAAGUGAGAGGGCAAGCCCACUGUGAGUGCCCUUCACCUGACUGCCAUUUAAAAAAUAAAACUAAGGUGUGUGGCUCAGAUGGGGUGACCUAUGCCGACCAGUGCCAGCUGAGGACCAUAGCCUGCAGGCAAGACAAAGACGUUACGGUGCAACACUCUGGACAGUGCACAGACUCCAUCUCUGAACCGGCAGACCGACCCACCCCCAACCCCCCUGCCACCACCGUUGCAGAUACCACCAUCACCACCGCCGCCUCCUUCCACCCUAACAAUGUGUGGGCCAUUCCACCUCCGAUGACAGAAAAAUCAGAGAUCAUGGAGGAGCCUCCGACCACCACCGCCUUUUUCACCCUCUCCAUCCAGCCAACUCCAGCUGCCACUAUCAGCUACCCUUCCCUCAGAGCUCAUGCGCCCUCUGUUACCACCUUCGAGGGCUCAGGCAGCGGGGAACCGAGCGGGGAUGACUCAACCGAAGAAGAUGGUUCGGGUAGUGGCAUCCAAACAGAGUCCAGUCGGGCAGAUGAGCCUGUCGGUCCAACAGUGACAAGUACCACUAUACCCACAGCUGAGGACAAGUCAUCCUGUGACAACACAGAAUUCGGCUGCUGUCCUGAUGGCAAGACACCGUCCAGCACCCCAGAGGGCGCCAACUGCCCCUCCACCAUGAAGUUCACUGGUUCCCUGCAUCUGGACCAGGUGGAAGGACAGGAGAUGUUCUACACCCCAGAGAUGGAGGACCCCAAGUCUGAGCUGUUUGGAGAGACAGCACGCAGCAUAGAGAACGCUCUCAAUGAGCUGUUCAGGAAGUCGCAGGUGCACAAAGACUUCAUGAGCGUUCGCGUCCGCAACCUGGCACCCAGCAACUCCAUCCUGGCCGUUGUGGAUGCCCACUUCAGACCAGAUACAAGAUACAGAGCGGAGGACAUCAUGGGAGCCCUGCUGAAACAGUUAAAGGCCUCCAAAGACACCAGCAUCUCUGUGAGGAAGCCCGAAAAUGAGAAUAUAGUCUUCAGCGAUGAUGGCGUGUCUGCCGUCCCCAUCUUCACCACGACUACCACCACCACAGCAGCAGCAGCCACCACACCCGCUCCCAUCACCACAACCAGGCCUCCGCUAACCUCUCCUUACAUCACUCGUCGCCCGCCAGGCACUACCCGCAGGCCUUUCAACAGCCGACGUACAACCACCACUGUAGCUCCGGUUACAACACCAAUCUCCACCACCGCUGCAGCCAUGACGACUCUACCGCCAUCCACUAUUACCCCUCAUGCGAAAGCAAGGAUAUAUCACAAGACACAAAAGCCCUGUGAUUCUCACCCUUGUCUCCACGGGGGGACCUGUGAAGAUGAAGGCAAUGAUUUCCGCUGCAAGUGCCCCGCUGGCCGAGGAGGGUCGGUGUGUGAGAAAGUGAUCAAGUACUUCAUCCCAUCAUUUGGAGGCGAGUCCUACUUGGCCUUCCCAACAAUGAGUGCAUACCACACGGUCCGCAUUGCCAUGGAGUUCAGAGCUUCUGAGAUGACCGGCCUCCUGCUCUACAACGGCCAGCUGAAUAAGAAGGACUUCAUCUCUCUGGCUCUGGUCAAGGGCAGGGUGGAGCUCAGGUUCAACACAGGAUCGGGCACAGGUACAUUGAUGAGCAAGGUUCAAAUCAGUCAGGGGCGCUGGCAUCAGCUUGUAGUGACACGUAAUCGGCGAAGCGCCGUGCUCAGCGUUGACGAAGAGCCAGACAUCAAGGGGGAGAGUCCACGUGGCACAGACGGCCUCAAUCUUGACACUGAACUGUUCAUUGGAGGAGUGACAGAGGAACUGAAGCAGGAUGUGACUGAAAGGACAGGGGUUUCCGAAGGUCUUGUGGGCUGCAUCCGCUCUCUGGAUGUCAACAACCGCUUGCUCAACCUUCAGGAGGACGGUGGCGACACCCUUUUUGGCAGUGGACUGGGUGAAUGCGGUAACAACCCCUGUCAGCCAAAUCCCUGCAAGAAUGGUGCUGAAUGCAAGGUCAAGGAGGCUGAGAUGUUCCACUGCAAAUGUAGCAAAGGAUUCUGGGGUCCAACAUGCGCUGACAUCCAUGAUCCAUGCGUACCCAGCAAGUGCCAUGUGACUUCCCAGUGCCAGGCACUCCCUGAGGGAGGGUACAAAUGCGAGUGCCCCAUGGGACGUGAAGGCAGACACUGUGAGAAAGUGGUGGAGAGGAGAGGGGCUUACAUGCCUCAGUUCAACGGAGACUCCUACCUGCAGCUGAAGGGGCUCCAUCUCCACGGGCAUGAGCUGCAUCAAAAAGUCAGCAUGACGGUGGUUCUCAUGGCCAAUGACUCCAAUGGUUUGAUCUUCUACAACGGUCAGAAAUCAGACGGAAAAGGCGACUUCAUCUCUCUGUCCCUAAAUAAUGGGUUCCUGGAGUUUCGCUACGACCUAGGAAAGGGACCAGCUAAUAUCAGGAGUAAGCAGCCAAUCCAGCUAAAUGUGUGGAACACCGUCAACCUGGAGCGCUUCCAACGCAAAGGAGAGAUCAUGGUUAACCAGAAAGACGGUGUCCAGGGAGAGUCACCAAGAUCACGCAAGAACGUACACAAAGAUCUCAACCUAAAGGAGUCUCUUUUUGUUGGUGGAGUUCCCGAUUACAGCAGACUACCGAGAGCUGCUGCGCUCACAGAGGGCUUCAAGGGAACAAUUCAAAAGAUUAUGCUGAUGAGUACACCAAUCCUCAGGGAGGAGAACGCCCUGAACUCCAGUAACAUAGUCAUGUUCCAGGGCCACCCAUGUUCCCAGGAACCCUGUCAGAAUGGCGGUCGCUGCAACCCUGAGCUGGGAGCCUAUGAGUGCAUUUGCCCCCACGGUUUCUCCGGGGAAAACUGUCAAACCCCUAUCCAUGAGAAGUCCGCUGGAGAGACCGAGGCCAUCGCCUUUGACGGACGGACGUUCAUUGAGUACCACAAUGCUGUUACAAAGAGUCCUGAGUCUGUGGACAACCCAUCUGACCAGAGUGAGAAGGCUCUGUUGGUGAACAAAUUCGAGCUUAGCAUCCGGACCGAGGCGACCCAGGGUCUGGUGCUGUGGAGCGGGAAGGGUGUGGAGCGCUCAGACUACAUCGCCCUGGCCAUUGUGGAUGGACGCAUCCAAAUGACGUACGACCUGGGCUCCAAGCCCGUGGUGCUGCGCUCCUCGGUUCGUGUCGACACUAACAGAUGGAUACGCAUCAAGGCCAGCAGAGCACUUCGAGACGGCUCUUUACAGGUUGGCAAUGAAGCAGCGGUAACAGGGUCAUCGCCCUUGGCAGCCACACAGCUGGACACAGAUGGAGCACUCUGGUUAGGUGGCCUGGAGGAGCUGGCGGCGGCUCGUCGGUUGCCCAAGGCCUACAGCACUGGCUUUGUUGGCUGCAUCAAGGACGUGGUGGUCGAUGGUGUGGAGCUCCACCUGGUGGAAGACGCCUUAAACAGCCCCAAAAUAUUACACUGUCCCGCCGCCAAAUAACCUGUCAGAGACGAAAUACUGCAAGAAACGGGGGAAAAAAAUUUCAAACAGAAACCCUGCCACCCGCUCCCUCCAUAGCGCCCAUGUCUCCUGCUGUAAUUAUUUUCUAUUUUUGUAUACUUUUCAUCGCUUUUUAUAUGGAAAGAGAAUGAAUAUGUUGUUCUAAUUUUUGUUUUAUAUAUUUUGCUUUUUUUUUUUUUUUUUGUUUUUUUUUGUUUUUUUUUGUUUUUUUUUUAUCUGCAUCUCCAUAUACAGUAAAAAAUUCUUUUUAUGGCCCUUUCUGGUUUUCCAUCUCUGUGGAAAACAAGAUAUUUUCUUCACAUCAAUUUUCUUUUUAACUUUAAAAAACAUCAAUCUGUUUAGUUUUUAUUUGUCAUUACUUGAACAUGGAGGACUUUGCUGAUGAUCUCUGGUUACUGCCUUGUCUUGGUGCCAUAUCUACCACCACAUUCCCCAAGCAUGGCCUAUUCAUUCUUGAAUAUAUAGACAUACAUUCCCCUAUGAGAGCUGUAACACAGUAUGUGUUGUAGCCGCAGUGUGUAGCUCUUUCACACUGCAGCCAGCUGUCGUAAAUAGUGAAGAAACUCAAAACUGAACUCUGGUAUUCAGUCUACUAUAUUUUCCUAAUGGGACUUCUGAAAUAUCUGUCAAGCUGCUACAGUGAGUAAGUACACAGUCCAAACCACUCGAUCAACCCCCAUCUCACAGCUCCAAAAAGAAGAAGAAGAAAAAAAAAUCCUCUCCAGUCGAUCCCAUCAGAGCCUUUAGUUUUGAAAUAUGACUCACUAACACUGCAACCCGACGUGACGGAGAGAGCGCUGUGUUCCACAAUGACUCCCAUAUCAUUAGUCAUAAGUCAUGAGAAAUUAAUCACAGAUAUGGAUAAAUGUUAUAAAUAUAGAGUAUAUAAAUAAUACCUGAGACUGUGAAUAUGUAAGAUGGGUUCUCUUUCGAGAGUUGUGCUUCUCAUGUACUAUUGUGCGUUCUGUUCUACAAUCAGCAGAUGAACUAAUGUUGACCACUAUAAAUGCAUGCACUUCUGCAGUGUUGGUUUGAAUCUGGUUUUUUGUUAAUUUGCAUUUUAUUCCCAAAAAGAAAAAAGAAAAAAAAUCUCAAUUGAAAUUUGUCACUAUUUGUCUUUAUUUCCCUCCUUAUUUUCACUGAUGUGAUUUCGGAAAGUACAAAAUUGGGAAUUAUUUUUAAAGAUUGUUUAUUUCCUGUAUCUUUCUUUUUUCUAGUCUUUUGUAUUUUUCCUGGGAGCAGUUAGUUUUGCAGGAACUUGAAUGGUGCAUAAGGGAAGAGUUGUUACCGUAUCUGACCUUAAGGAGGUGCUGAAAACAAAGACUGAAGAAAAGGACAGACUUUCUGUCUGGAGGCUAAGCCAGAUCUUAUCAUGAGGAGAGCUGCCUCUCUUCUGGAAUGGCCUGUCAAACAACAAUCAGUUGUCAACACAAAGACAUAAGACAUAAAAAACCUUCAGAAACUCUGCUUGAGACUUAAUUUCUUUUUUGUUUUUCAUCUAGGAACCUUCCUGGAGGAGCAUUUAUUUUUUUCUUUCGGCUGUUGAAUGAAAAAAGAGAGCGAGAGAGAGAGAGAGACUGGUAUGUUCUUGUGACCUUCUGAAGCCAUAACAGCCGCAAAAACUGAUAAAAAAAAAAAGAUCCGUAAUCCUACAGUACUUGCAAGUUAACAUAGCAACGCAUGGGUUUGUUUUACUAGUGCGAAUUCAGUAACUUUCAGUGGACUGUUGCAACGUGGAGUCAUUUUUGCUAAACGCAAUAAGCUGGGAUGACUGACUUAAAGACACUUGUUUUGAUAUACGAACCUUGGCAAUAUUCUAAGACAAUUUCAUGCCUGUUUGUGGUUGAGUAUCAAAUGGUCUUGUAUUUUUUCUAAGUUCUUAAUUAUGUUUCCUUCCUUAAAUCAUCAAGCAACUUGUUUUUGUACAGCCCUGCAAUUUUAAAAUGUAAAUUUAGCAAAUGUGUGAUCUGUGGAGGUUUAUGUUUUUAGUAAUAUACACUGGAGCCAUCUCUGACUUGUCUGUUCACCCAUAGAAUGAUAUACCUAUGUACAUGGGGGAGGGAAUCACCCUUAGGCUGUAACUGCUUGUGUGUAUUCAUUCUCUGGAUGUCCACACCAGACCAGGAAAUCCUUUAUGGCAUUUCAAGAUCCUAUAAAAUCUCAGCACUCACUGUUCUUUAAAUUUGACCCACCAAGGUGGUAACGCUCAAUAAAAGAGAGAAUCCUGUGUAAUUGGAUGGACACAAGAACAAUACAGACAACUACAGUCUAUGGUUUUGGGUGAAAACUGAAUUGCCUUAAAAACCUGUUACCUUGACUGUAAGCAGGUGACGGACGUCAUCCAUGUAACGAUUUCCUUACUUUAGCCAGUGUAUUAGCCUCAUCCCAAUAAUGUAAAUGAGUAAUACAUAUUGAUAAUGAUAACUAUAUUAGUAAUAAUCCCCAUGCAUAAGAAAAAAAAAAUUCCCCAGAGGGCUUCUGCAAAUGUCCCAUCUGGAUUUUUACCAAAAAAAAAAAAAAAAAAAAAAAAUCAACCUUUUACUGUUUUUGAAUCUUGUUUUCUGUUCCUUAUUUAUGUCUACAUGUGGAUUAUCCUCCAUGUCUGACCUCUGUAAACUACUGUUUGACUGCAAACCUCGUCAAAAGGCAGUGCACCAAGUAAGAGUGGCAUGACCUGAACAUUACUAACUUUAUGACCUUUGUCUUGUGUUCCUACCACCAUGAAAUAAAACAUCAACCAAAUGGAA